AUGACUUCAGAGAGAUGGGCAGUCGAUCCAAAUACACUUGAUGAGGAUACGUCCACAGACGGGUGGGCAGUCGAUCCAAAUACAAUCGAUAAAGAUAAACUCGGGUUUGAAUGGACACCUCGCAUCGAAGAACUACUUCGACGAGGCCACAACACAUCCCUCCAUCCAAGCUUGAACGUGGGACACGAUCGAUAUGAGCCCCACAUGGAACUGCCUGCAGAAGAUGAUAUCAUAGGUAUCAUGAAAUGGCUUGGGUGCAACGAAGCCGUGUCUGCCGAGAUUAAGCAAGAAUACGAUGAAAUGGUAGCCAAUGACUCUCCAGAAUUGAUCCCUACCAAGUUUGGUAAGACAAGGGACUUGAUGGGCAUUCUGGUAAGACUUUUUGUGAACAAGAAAUGGGCAGAGAGUAUGAAGAUGGAUCCAGAAGAAACAUUUGAAGGACAUGUGAAUGCGCUUGGCGAAUUGGGAUUACAGCCGGAAUUUGCAGUCAUCUGUGUGGUUUACCCAGAUUGGAUACUUAGGCCCAUUGAGGAACGGGAGCGCUGGUCGAUCUAUGAUGUGGGCCAGCCAGGGGAGAUGAUGUGCGAGCUGGUGAGUGAUUGGGCCAGUACACUCAAGGGCUUAUGGAAUGACAAGGGCUACUUUGAUAAGGGCUUAAUCCCCCCGCCUUCUCCCACUGGCAUACGAUAUCAUCCCGGUAACGUGAGCCCGAAAAACGCCGAUCCCCAAAAUCACGAGUCAUAA
This is a messenger RNA of Sclerotinia borealis F-4128, 744 nucleotides long. NCBI's taxonomy places the organism in Eukaryota, Fungi, Ascomycota, Leotiomycetes, Helotiales, Sclerotiniaceae. The record is from the annotation of a GenBank genome assembly.